Messenger RNA from Sorghum bicolor (sorghum), 1500 nucleotides. Its product is annotated as protein FAR1-RELATED SEQUENCE 5. The coding region runs from base 1 to 1500 and encodes 499 amino acids. The record is from RefSeq and is a predicted model, not a curated record. The transcript has a single exon. NCBI's taxonomy places the organism in Eukaryota, Viridiplantae, Streptophyta, Magnoliopsida, Poales, Poaceae.
AUGUCGGGUCUUGAUUCUUUACUGGAGUACAAUGAAAUUGUUAGGCAUAUGUUUGGUAAUGAAGAAGAAGCAUUUCAGUUUUAUAACAAAUAUGGUAAGGAGAAAGGAUUUAGUGUUAGGAGAAGCUACUGUGAGUGGGAUAGUGGCCAUAAUGAGAUUACCCUUCGGAAGUUUGUCUGCAGUCGUGAAGGUUUCCGAGAAGAGAAGGAGCUGAAGAGGGAGAGUAAGAAGCGGAAACCACAGAAUAUUACUCGUGUUGGAUGUCGUGCUAAACUUGUGAUUGCACGGGAUCAGAGCACAGGGCAGUGGUAUGUGAAGGAUUUCAUCGGUGAACACAACCAUCCGAUGGCGGAACCAGACGUUGCUUGUCUGCUGCGUUCACAUAGAAGAAUCAGCGAUGAUCAAAAAGCUGAGAUUUUGGAGAUGCAGAUUUCUGGGAUCCGUAAAUACCAGAUAAUGGAUAUUAUGCAAAAGCAGUAUGGUGGGUACGAUAAGGUUGGAUAUACAAUGAGGGACCUGUACAAUUUCUGCCAUCGCAAUAAGGUGGAGACAGUUGCCGCUGGUGAUGCUCAAACAGUCAUCAGUUACCUCACGGAAUGCAAAUGUAGGGAUCCUGAUUUCUUUUUCCAAUACAAGACUGAUGGGGAAGGGCACCUGAAGGGACUACUCUGGUGUGACUGUCAAUGUCGGUUUGAUUAUGCAGCAUUUGGUGAUGUCGUCGUAUUUGAUAGCACGUACAAAACUAAUCGAUACAACCUGCCCCUUGUUCCUUUUGUUGGGGUGAAUCACCAUGGCAGCACCGUUCUCUUUGCAUGUGGAAUUAUUGCACAGGAGACAAUUGAGUCCUAUGUGUGGAUGCUAAGGACAUUCUCUGAUGCCAUGGCUCAGAAGCAUCCGGUUUCUGUGAUCACUGAUGGAGAUCUUGCUAUGCAGAGAGCAAUCAGGCUGGUGUGGCCGAAUUCAUCGCACAGGCUAUGCAUAUGGCAUAUUGAGCAGAACAUUGUGCGUAAUCUGCACGAAGAUGGUGUCAAGGAUGAUUUCAGACAUUUUCUUUAUGACUGUUGGUCCAUAGAAGAGGUUGAGAGGAAAUGGCUAGAAUUCUUGGAUAAACAUAAUGUUACAGAUAAGGAGUCAUGGCUGUAUCAGAUGUAUGAGAGGAGGGAAAUCUGGUGUGCUGCGUAUCAUGCUGGUAACUGCUAUUUAGGACUGAGGAGCAACCAACGGAGUGAGAGCCUAAACUCUAGGCUUCAGGUACAUCUAGAUCGUAAAAUGACACUGUUUGAGCUGGUACAACACUUUGACCACUGCCUUUCACGGCUGCGUAGUAAUGAAGCGCAUCUGGAUUUUGAAGCAGAGAAUUCUGAGCCAUGCUUACAACCAGAUGCUUCAAUUAUUGAGAAAGAGGCUGCGAAAUCGUUCACACCAGGAGUUUUUUCCAAGGUGCAGUUCAGCAUAAGAGCAGCCAGCAAGUGUUUUAUGAUUGAGCACCUAGAUGGCUAA